GUAUUGGCGCUAUAGGUCCGAAUGAUUAUACACAAUUCGGCUUUCGGUAAACUACGCAAACUACAAUAGGCAGGUGUGUUCACAUUUUCGCAGUAUUGUAGCUAGCAGUCGGUUUCGGAUCCAAACACAAUAAAAUGCUAAAAGUACUGUAAAAUAAAAUAGAGAGCGUGUGAAUACUAAGGUCAAUACUCGUUGAAGUCGAGGCCCGAGCAGAUAGAACUACCACUGAUUUCGACAAUUAUAUAACGAAGAUAAAAUGGACCUGUUGGAUGACCGAGGCAUUUUGUACAUUAUAGCUGAUUUGCUAUCACUGAUCACGAUAGCAUCCUGUUUGUUCUGCAAAGUGCCACAAAUUCAAACGGUACAGAAGCUGCGCUCAGCUACCGGACUAUCGCUGAAUGGGCUCCUAAUGGAACUGUGCAGCUACACCGUUACGAUGCUGUACAAUUUUACCAAUCGCUACGCCUUCCUGUCGUACAUGGAAUACCCAAUCCUUUUGAUUCAGGAAUACGUCCUAGUCUACGUAGUGCUGAAGUAUCAAAAUAUUCUGAACAAGACGUCCUACAUUUGGUCUGCGGUGUAUGCGGCAGUAUUUAUCGGCUUUGCAAGUGGGAUCAUUCCCAGUAGCUUGUUGAUGAUGCUUGUGCCUUUCACAACUCCGGUGGGUGCCACCAGUAAGGUCAUGCAGCUGAUCGCAAUUUUACGCUCUAAAGAUUCCCAAUCGGUCAGUUUGAUAACAUGGGGCAUAUCAGCAUUUACCAACUCAACGCGCAUUUACACCAUUCUACUAGAUUCGGGAGAUCGAAUGCUAUUGGCCAACUUUGGCAUUUCAACAAUUCUAAGCUCAUCGGUUCUUUUGGCUGCUUGGUACUAUAAGAAACCGAAGCAGGAAUAAUGGCAUUGCAGUCGUUUUGGGAAAUCUUUCACUUUUACUAUUCUGCAUUGAACUUGAAGAUCUUCCACUUCAGAGUUACUACUGCUGCUUCCAUCACUGAAACUUACAAAAGGAGAUUACAGAAGCAUGCCUUGCCUAAUCCUAGCCAUCAAUGUCACCCGCCUGGUGACACGUUUUACUAAUACAUUGAUCAUUACGAAAUGCACGAACGGAGCACUGAAAAAGACUACUCAUCUAGUCUGCAUAGCAAUAUUAUUACACGCUAAUAUAGCACAAACGGUUAUCUUAUUUGUUACUAGUAAUCAAUGUUUUAGCGAAGAAAAAAGACAAACCUAGUGAAUAAACAU
Molecule: messenger RNA, 1242 nt
Organism: Sabethes cyaneus
Lineage: Eukaryota; Metazoa; Arthropoda; Insecta; Diptera; Culicidae
Product: solute carrier family 66 member 3
Exons: 5
Coding region: 257-895 (212 amino acids)
Source: RefSeq, a predicted model, not a curated record